This is a messenger RNA of Aspergillus steynii IBT 23096, 952 nucleotides long. RefSeq lists its product as uncharacterized. Lineage: Eukaryota; Fungi; Ascomycota; Eurotiomycetes; Eurotiales; Aspergillaceae. The transcript has a single exon. The record is from RefSeq and is a predicted model, not a curated record. Bases 98 to 787 code for a protein of 229 amino acids.
CCACUGCGUACGCAUAAACACACUCUUUUCAAUUCGAGUAAUUCACGCAGUGAGCUAUAACAAACCCUGGUAGCAUUCUUGUUUUACGAUAUCGCUCAUGGACACCUCAACCCCCACAGCCACACAUGGCAUGUCCAUCAAUGUCUACGGACGUGGAGACGCCACUCUCGGUGACGGUCCAUCUCACAUGGGGAUUGCAGUAUAUGAGUUUGGCUCCCCAACCUGCAAAAUGCAUCACAUUCGUAACCCAAACGACACGGACUUCAUCUACGACCCACGCACCCAACCACUCGAAGAUCCGGUAUUAAGAGGCCGCUGUGAGAUUGCCACUUUCUCCAACGACUCAAAAGAGCGUGUGAUCCGUCUCCUUACAGACUUUGGAAACGACGAAUCCAACAUUCCUGAAUUCGGGAUUGGCAACUGUCAGGACUGGGUGGCUGCGGCGGCUUUGAUGUUGGAACAGGCCGGCCUCCUGAAGCAGGGUGAAGGGGCUUUCUGGAGAGGCAUGGUCAACUCAAGUGCCGACGAGAUGCGAGAUAGUUGUCUUCGGACCGGGCGAACCUGGGUAGCUGGCCCUGAGUCGACAUUCGAAGGCGAGCCCGAUGCACGAUUCAACGACAAGACUACAGUUCAGGUCGGAAAGCUGGCGCAGAACCCGAUGUUUCAGGCCCGAAUGCAGUCGCUACUGGGUAAUCGACAGGGCCAGCAGUCCAGCUCUCAGGAAACAUCCGAGCGCCCGUUUUAUAUUUCCAGUCCAUUCUUCAGCCGUGCAAAUGUGGAUGGCUGAGAUAAUGGAUAGUCCCGACAAACAGCUGUGCAUGGACAGUGAAUUGGAGGGGAUGGUUCUGGAAGGUUCCCAGUCAUAUUUGUUGUAGAUAGAAAUUUAUCAUGUAUGAGUAUAAAGCGAUAAAGGCAAGCACGGUAGGAUUCAAAUAGAAGAUCUCAGGAGAAA